Drosophila santomea is the source of this 699-nucleotide messenger RNA. RefSeq lists its product as uncharacterized. Bases 46 to 387 code for a protein of 113 amino acids. Lineage: Eukaryota; Metazoa; Arthropoda; Insecta; Diptera; Drosophilidae. The record is from RefSeq and is a predicted model, not a curated record. The transcript has a single exon.
GUGCGAAUUCGCAAUCAGUUCGCUAGUGGGAACCGAUCCAUUCAGAUGGCAGCCGCAGUAGUCCAAAGUUUCGGAGGCCAGGAGAAGCUCUUCGUGAGCCGGGCCACAAUCCAGUUGCAGUUGCCCCAGGGCGGCGCCAGUUCGCCCAUCUUCGAGUGGCGCACAGAGGUGGCCACGCCUACGCCGGCGCCAGUUCCCGUUCCCGCCCACGAGGAGAAGUGCAUUAGUGGCAAGCAGAGCACGGAAGCUGCCACGCCCAAGAGCAAUUACUACACGCCCCCGCGAAUCCUCGGCACAGAGGCGAAGCGCAAGAACCUGCCCCAAACGUUGAGCAACUUCUUCGAGGCGGAGCGCCACUCCAGCGCCUGGAAUCGCGUGACCAAGUAGGCUCCUCUUCCAGUCACAAAGCGACUUCCAAUCCCGUAAAGCAAGCGAAGGGAGGCCUAAUCGAUUAACCCAUUAAGUGCCAAGGGCUGCAGGAUAGUGAAAUUCCAUUCCGUUGCCAAAAAUUCCAAUUCAUGCCCCAAAAUUGCUUGCUUACCCAGGGAUUGGAGUGGGAUUCGAAUGGGUGGAUAGAAAUGGCCAGGAAAAUGAUAGCAAGGGCUGAACGAACUAUGUAUAUAAGCAUCCCAUGAAUAUUUAUGUGCCACCCCCUCUUGUACCCUGAUAAUGCAAUAAAAGUAUUAUUUGAUAGAUAAA